Suillus fuscotomentosus is the source of this 2232-nucleotide messenger RNA. Its product is annotated as Alpha/Beta hydrolase protein. The record is from RefSeq and is a predicted model, not a curated record. Bases 1 to 2232 code for a protein of 743 amino acids. Gene Ontology annotation, biological process: proteolysis. NCBI's taxonomy places the organism in Eukaryota, Fungi, Basidiomycota, Agaricomycetes, Boletales, Suillaceae. Gene Ontology annotation, molecular function: serine-type endopeptidase activity. The transcript has 5 exons.
AUGUCCUUACUUCAGCACACCGGUCCAUCGACGUUUUACAUGGAAUUAGCAGAGUUACCCCUUCCUGUGUCUGCUGAUUUUGUUGGUGGCGAUGGUGCGUCUACUAGUCAAUAUAGCCAGAGAUUGAUGACGGACACCCACACAGUUCCACGCGUCACUUACACCGUUCGCGAUCUUGAGCGUAAUAUCACACGAUCCCUCACCAAGACUUUCUCUGGGGGCAUCAGUCCUGAUCAUCAGACAACCUCCCAUGAUUCCUCCGAAAUCAAGGCGUUUAGAACAUCUCCUUCCAAAUCUCGUCAGGCGGUCCUCCGGGAGGUUUCUAAUGGCACAAGUACGAAACGUUUCGUCGAAAUCUGGGCCGGCCUCCAGAUAGAGGCUUCCUUGGAUGUCACAAAGUACCACGAUGCUUUCCAUACAGAUGAUUUCACAUCAUCGCUCUCCUUCUCCCCAUCGGAAACAUCCCUUCUUUAUACCGCCGAAGCAAACAUCAUCGGCGAUGAUAAUGCUUUGGACGAUCCUUACCCCAAAUUCAGAUACACCCCGCACUUUGGCGAACUGUCUCGCGGCAAGAAAAGAUCGACCAUUUUUCUAUUCCGCUGGACAAGGUCUACAGCCUUCACAAAGGCUGCUAAGCAAGACAUGUUGCUCGUUGCCCUUUCGCUGGCACAGCCUACCCAAACACCCGUCCUGUUUGGUCAAGCUACUUUUGCGACGGAAGAUAUCAUUUACGCCAGUGGACAUGAACACACCAAAGACGGUCGACUACUGGGGGUUAAAUGGUGCUUCAAUCGUCCCAUGGGCAUAUGGGAGAUUAAACUUCCCGAGUCAGCAACUGUGCAAGGGACACCUUUUGGUACUAAGAUAUCAUGCAACGCAUUGAAGCUGACUCCCUCAGAACGGUCUUGUCGUUCACCUCGUGUAUUAUAUGAUAAAAAUCAGACGCCCACUAAACUCUUCUGGUUCUCGAAUCCUGUCGGCGGUCCCCACGCAUCUUGCGUUUCUCUAGAAUCUCGCGACCUAACUACAGGUACCAACAAGGUCCUCGUAGACACCGUGAUGGAGCCCACCCCCGAAAACGACUUUCCAGGUCUAUAUCCCAAUUACAACAUGCCCUCCAGCCCGUUUUUGCGUCGCGGAGACCAUACAUACAUCGUGCUCCACUCCUUAUGGCGCUCCCGUGCGACGAUCCUCUUCAUUGAUACAGAAUCCGGAGCAGUUUCAGACGAGACAAAGAUGCGAGAUGGCGAACCUUUGUAUAGUUGGGACUUACAUGCUACAGACGACAAGACGCAUUUCAUCUGUUCAAGGAGCACGCCUACUGCUCCACCCGAAGUAUUACUAGGAUACUUUGAUGAACACGACAACCUCAAUUGGAAAGUCCUAGAUAAACCAAUGAUGUCUUUCGGAACUGAGAGCGCACUACGUGAUCUCGCUGCAUCGAUCAUACCCAUCGGCGCGCGUCCUCCAACAGAGACUAUCGUAAUUCAAUCGAAGAAAGCUUCCACGAGACCUGGCCCAAAACCCAUCUGCGUUAACAUUCCACAUGGAGGACCACAUGCAUCAACGACAACAUCAUUCUCCCCAGCUACUGCUGCACUAGCCUUGGAAGGAUAUACAAUCUCCCUGCCCAACUAUACCGGCUCCAUGGGAUUCGGCGAAAAGUACAUUCAAAAACUUCUUGGGAAUUGUGGAACAAUGGACGUACAAGAUGUCGUAGAGAGCGUCAACGAGCUCAUCCGGCGUGGUAUCUCAGAACACGGACGACAAGUUGUCCACGGUGGAAGCCACGGCGGUUUCCUCGCUGCGCACCUUAUCGGCCAAUACCCAACCCUAUUUAACGCAGCAGUGAUGCGCAACCCCGUGACCAGUGUCGGCGAACUAGCAGCAUCCGACAUUCCCGACUGGGCCUAUGGUGAAUUUGGGCUCCAACUUACCCCGGACUCGCUCAUGACACCCGCCACGUUCCAAAAAAUGUUUGAAGGGUCGCCUAUCGCGCACGUUGAUAAUGUACGCGCACCUGUACUGUUGUUGAUUGGAGAAGACGACUUGCGUGUGAUACCGGCACAGGGAUUGAGGUUUUAUCAUGCGCUCAAGGGUAGGGAGAAGAUAGUGGAGAUGUUGUGGUUCAAGGGGGAGACGCAUUCGAUUGAUGGUGUUGAGGCGGCAAGGGUUUCAUGGGAGGCUGGGAGGGAUUGGUUUAAGAAUCUGGGGCAAAGCCCAGCUGACUGA